Messenger RNA from Symbiodinium necroappetens, 462 nucleotides. NCBI's taxonomy places the organism in Eukaryota, Dinophyceae, Suessiales, Symbiodiniaceae. The record is from the annotation of a GenBank genome assembly.
AUGCUGGUGUGGGGUGUGGACCCUCUCUCCAUGGAUGGCUUCAUGCUGGCUUACGCCGUGCAGGUCAACGAUCACCCGGACCCGCCGCUGGUGCACAGCAUCAGCUGGGGCGAUGCAGAGGCUUUGUAUCCACCCAUCUUCAUUCAGCGCUUGGAUUACGAAUUGCUGAAGUUGGCCCUCCGUGGAAUCACUGUCAUUGUUGCGAGUGGCGACAAUGGGAACAGCGCCGUGGGCACCGACUGCGACUUCCUCCCCGACCUUGUGGGGACCUCGCCCUGGGUCACCUCUGUGGGGGCCACAAUGCCCUCGCUGGAGUCGCAGCCAUACUGUGCGGCAAGGUCCUUCCAAGACGAGUUCGGCGAAUGUGUGGAGCCGGGGCAGGUGGUUUGCUCCACCAGCGAGGGGGCGCUGAUCACGAGCUCUGGGUACUUCUCCAUCUACCGUUCUCGGCCACGCUACCAG